This is a messenger RNA of Priapulus caudatus, 1884 nucleotides long. Its product is annotated as membrane-associated progesterone receptor component 1-like. The record is from RefSeq and is a predicted model, not a curated record. The coding region runs from base 12 to 587 and encodes 191 amino acids. Gene Ontology annotation, cellular component: membrane; endomembrane system. The transcript has 3 exons. NCBI's taxonomy places the organism in Eukaryota, Metazoa, Priapulida, Priapulimorpha, Priapulimorphida, Priapulidae.
UACCGUGCAAAAUGGCAGAGCCAACAGAACAAGACCGUAGCAUGUUUGUUGCAUUUCUUGAAGAUAUUAUCUAUAGUCCCAUAAAUUUAGCGUUGCUAGCAAUUUGCGCGUUUCUUCUAUAUAAAAUUAUUAAGGGAAGGCGAGAAUCAGUACCUGCCACACCCAGCCGUCCCCCCUUGCCGAAGUUAAAGAAACAAGAUUUCGCGUUGCACCAGCUGAAUCAGUACAACGGACUUGGUCCAGAUGAACGAAUUUGCAUCGCAGUUAAUGGGAAAGUGUUCGAUGUUACGCGCGGACGUCGCUUCUAUGGACCAGGCGGUCCUUACGGCAUUUUUGCUGGUCACGAUGCAUCGCGAGGGCUUGCAACAUUUUCCGUGGGCGCAGAGGCGAUCAAGGAUGAAUGUGAUGAUCUCUCUGACCUGACUUCAGAGCAGAUGGAUUCUGUGCGAGAGUGGGAGCUACAGUUUAUGGAAAAGUAUGACUACAUUGGCAAACUGCUGAGGCCAGGGGAGGCUCCAAGUGAGUAUAGUGAGGAUGAUGAGGAACCAACUACAGCAGCACCCGCUACUAAACCCAAGGACGAAUAAACUACUGCGUGAGAAGCCGGCUGACCCUCUUACGAACAACCGAUUUGAUUGGUACACGUCGUCACCAAAGAGAUGUUGUAUUAGUUUGGUAUAUACUACAAACAUGACACGAUGUAAGAUGUAACAGCCAUGCUUGGCAGGGCUGGAUCGGUGCUUGUCAUUUCAGUGUCUUUAAAUCAAGUUGAAUUUAGUAAAACUAGUGAAAAUUGAGAAAGACCGAAUUUCCUACGUCCUUUAGUAUGACUCAGAUGUACUCUUCACAUAAGCAUUUCCAGUUUUUCAUUUGAGCAAUAGUUUCCUUCGAUUUUAAAUGAAUUAAUUGCAUUGGAUAUUUUAAAACCGUUUCAGUGUUUGGCAGAGAAAUGUGUUACAAAUCUAAUGAUAGUGGUUAACAUGUCAUACGAUAUGAGACCACAGUGGCUGUUUUAAUGAGCAAUCAUAUCGUGACCACCGAGGCAUAGACCCGUUCACUGGUCCAUCGCGUAAAACUUUAGGAACUGAAAUUGUAAUUACAAGAGAAAACUGCUUUGGGGUGAAUCAGCCUUUAUUAACUGUAAUCUAAUUGUUUUCCAUUUGACUUAGUGUUUUAGCCUAGUCAAUGCUCUUAACUUGAGCAAAUAAUAUCUAAUAGUUUUCUUAUUGAUUAACGACAAUGAUAUUUCACACCAGUGGUUACUUGGACAAGGUUAAAAAUUAUGUGGCAUGAAACGUUCAUGUAUCAUGAUGAGGGCUACCUUAUAAUAAUAAAAAUAAUUAGUUCAAUAUAUUGUUUUGGAAAAACAGUAUAUUUUUAAAACGUCUGCUAAUACUUUUACAAAGUUAUAAAUGGAUUUGCUUUGAAAUUGACAACUAAUUGUAAUAGAAUGUUCUUGAAGUUCUUUGGAUUUUGUGUGUGGUCUUAUGGCGGGUGUAAAUGUUUCCUCUUGCAAUAUGCUACUAGGUUAGUGAGUGUCUGGCUUACUUAUAUCCAACUCUGUCAUUUUGUGGUUAUGUGUUCGAAUCAGUAUUAGCUACAAAAGGACAGAUCGGUAUGUGGCCACUGAUAUACAAUUAAACAUUGUCGAGUUCGAGGCGAUAGGUUGUAGGGUGAGGUGGUACACCAUAUUGGAGCGUUCCCUGCACUCCAGUACAUUGCAUAGUGGAUGAACAUCGUUAUAUGUAUAUAAUUUGAGAAUAUGAAAUGUAAAUCAAGAUAAAACUUGAAACGUCUUGAAAUUAGAAUGCUUUUAUAAUUUAAAUGGUCGUAUAAAAAGUUUGUGUUUUGUGUAAUAAAGCAGUGUUUCUGUAAAAAAACGUG